GACAGCAGAGAAUAAAUGAACAGGUGAUGACCAAGGUACUCUCUAGGCCUCUAACUGAGCGUUUACGGGGAAAUUCAUAAAUAUUAAGCUCAAUCGAAGGCAGCAAAAGCUUCCUCUAAAAAUUUCUGGCUACGAGUUCUAGAUACUGCUUUCUCCUCCGUUAUGUAACGGAGAGCUGAAUUCUGGAUCAAACUUCCAUUAAAGAUGAUUUUUAUAGUCAACGAGCGACGUCAGGAGUGAUGACACCAGAGGCGGUUCGACAGAGCCCGUGUUGAAGCCAGUCCUCCGCGGUGACUCAUCGGCAGGCCGGGGAGAACCGUACCUUUAGGGUGGAGGCGGCCAGGCCAGUCUCGGCUUCGCUCUCCCCGGGCCCCGCCCGUCCGGCUCCAGUCGCUGUCAACCGCCGCCGCGAGCAACGCUCCCCGAGUCCGAGGCAGAUUAGUCACCAUGGCAAACCUUGGCUACUGGCUGCUCCUCCUCUUUGUGGCCACGUGGAGUGACAUUGGCCUCUGCAAGAAGCGGCACAAGCCUGGAGGGUGGAACACUGGUGGAAGCCGAUACCCUGGACAAGGCAGCCCUGGAGGCAACCGUUACCCACCGCAGGGUGGCGGCACCUGGGGGCAGCCUCAUGGUGGUGGUGGCUGGGGACAGCCCCAUGGUGGUGGUGGCUGGGGACAGCCCCAUGGUGGUGGUGGCUGGGGACAGCCCCAUGGUGGUGGUGGCUGGGGUCAAGGAGGGAGCACUCACUGGAACAAACCCAGUAAGCCAAAAACCAACAUGAAGCAUGUGGCAGGUGCUGCCGCAGCUGGGGCAGUAGUAGGGGGCCUUGGUGGCUACAUGCUGGGAAGUGCCAUGAGCAGGCCCCUCAUCCAUUUUGGCAAUGACUAUGAGGAUCGUUACUACCGGGAAAACAUGUACCGUUACCCCAACCAAGUAUACUACAGGCCUGUGGAUCAGUACAACAACCAGAACAACUUUGUGCACGACUGUGUCAAUAUCACGGUCAAGCAGCACACAGUUACCACCACUACCAAGGGGGAGAACUUCACUGAGACCGACAUCAAGAUGAUGGAGCGUGUGGUGGAACAGAUGUGCAUCACCCAGUACCAGAAGGAGUCUCAGGCCUAUUACGAUGGAAGAAGAUCCAGUGCAGUGCUCUUCUCCUCCCCUCCUAUGAUCCUUCUCAUCUCCUUCCUCAUCUUCCUGAUAGUGGGAUGAGGAAGUCAUCCUGCUCGCACCUUCUUGUUCUUGUGGUCCAGGCUGAGGGAGGUGGGGAUCCACCCAUAGCGCUUUUAAUUAAGGUGGAGGCUCAUUCUCACUUCUCUCUUUGUCCCCCAUAGGCUAAUAUACUUGGCACUGAUGAGCCCAGGAAAUGUACAGUAGCCUGGAUGCUAUUCACUCCAGAUUCCUUUGAGUGUGUCCUUCAUGGGCCAGUGCUAAUGGCAAGCCAGCAAGAAUAUAACAGCAAGUAAUCCUGGUUAAUCUAGCAUUGUGUUGGUCUAGGGCAACAGGUUAAGGCUAAAACAGAUCUCAAAACAGUCUUCAAGGACCUUUGUCUGAAUACAUCUGAUUCCUUAAGCAACCAGAGCUCAGGACACAAAUGCCCCCAGCUUAGCAGAUUUCAUAGCAGUUUGGAGAGUUUUUUAGCCCUUUUAAGAAAACCUGACAGCAUUCCUAACAAAUUUGGAAAUGGGCCGCAUGACGCUCAUUCGUACACAGAAAGCAGGAAAGAUCAGGCCGCUGAAGCCUGUGCCAUGUGUCUGCAGGGAGCUGAAGCAACAGCUGCAUCGAAUAAAUACUGGUGUGACCCCUGACCUACACCCAGAGGAUGUAGUGACAAGGGACUCACAUAACAAAAGGUUCUACACCUGUAAAAUCCACUGUUCGAGCAUAGUGUCGUAGGAGACUGCCUUCCAUGUAGAGAUGUUUAAAGCAUCCAUGUAUGACAUUCUUUUCCAUAGUAACAUGAACUGUAGCCAAUUAAGGCAGCAAAAAGAAUUACAUUAUCCUCUAAACACCAAAGGCAAACCUUUGUUCAUUUCCUAGGAACUAGAAUGAUUUUCUUUUAAUGUUGCUUAGGUGGAACCAGGAGAUUUUGACUCUGAAGGAAGCUAUAAACUGCUCAAUGAAGAAAGUGACCAGGUCACAAGGUCAAGACGCCCUUGAAUUUCUUCAUUUCUGUCUCCUAACUGUCCAAAACCUUGGUUUCUGUGCUGGUUUGAUUCAGAUAACAAAGAGACAAUCUGAAAAUUCUCUUCAGUUGCAGAUGACAGAGAUAUGCUCCAUUCAGAAUGGGGAAAAGAAAUUCUGUGUUAUUUAAGGAAGGUAAAAUUACCCCGAAUUGUUUAAUCUUGUCACUGAAGAGAUUCACAUUGCUACUCUGCAAUACUGUUGGCUAGCACUGUGCCCAUAUUCUAUGUGAAAUAUAUAAAAUACAGUUACAAGCUUAGGUGUUUUGUUUACAGCAUUGCUGUGUUUAACCCACUGAUCACUCCAUAAAGUACUAAGUGCUUACCACGUGUGAAGCUUUUGUGUAGCCCUUAGGCUUUCAAUGCCCGCUGAGUAGUUUUGUGUAAAAAUCCAAAGUGGACCCCGAACUGCUCUUUGAAAUAUGCAUGUAUUUCCUAUUUUCUAUAUUUGUAACAUUGCAUGUACUUGUUCUGUCAUAUAAAAGGUUUCUAACUGUUUGCUACCUGACUGAAAUUAAACAGGAGCUGCGAUGAGCGCCCUGCA
Messenger RNA from Nannospalax galili (Upper Galilee mountains blind mole rat), 2733 nucleotides. It is a transcript of the gene Prnp, whose product is annotated as prion protein. The record is from RefSeq and is a predicted model, not a curated record. The transcript is spliced from 2 exons. Bases 448 to 1218 code for a protein of 256 amino acids. Gene Ontology annotation, cellular component: membrane. Gene Ontology annotation, biological process: protein homooligomerization. NCBI's taxonomy places the organism in Eukaryota, Metazoa, Chordata, Mammalia, Rodentia, Spalacidae.